Scatophagus argus is the source of this 1062-nucleotide messenger RNA. RefSeq names its product apolipoprotein Ea (gene apoea). Lineage: Eukaryota; Metazoa; Chordata; Actinopteri; Scatophagidae. Gene Ontology annotation, biological process: negative regulation of neuron apoptotic process; regulation of amyloid-beta clearance; lipid transport. The record is from RefSeq and is a predicted model, not a curated record. Gene Ontology annotation, molecular function: lipid binding. The transcript has 5 exons. Bases 117 to 893 code for a protein of 258 amino acids. Gene Ontology annotation, cellular component: extracellular region; intermediate-density lipoprotein particle.
AUUUAUUGGAUCACAUCAGUGCCACCCAAACUGUAUAAAUACUGAGUGACUGAGCUCAGUCAGCCUCACAGACGUCACAGAUCAGGACUGCUGAGGUGUGCUUGUUUCUGGUCAUCAUGAGAGCCUUUGCAGUCGUGCUGGUGUUGGCUGUCCUCUCAGGCUGCCAUGCGAGAACCGUCCCUCAGGAGAAAAGCCCCUGGGAAGCAGCAGUCGACAGGUUUAACGAUUACUUCACUGACCUGAGCCAGAAUGCGGAAAAAGCAUUGACCACAAUCAAGAGCACUCAGAUUGGCAGAGAGCUGGAAAUCCUGAUCCAGGAUAGCAUGGCUGACCUGUCCAUGUACAAGGACGACCUGCAGACCAAGCUGGGCCCCUACACCCAGGAGGCCACGCAGCGUAUGGGCGCAGACCUGGAGAAGAUGACCGACAGACUCCACAGACACAUGAACGAGGCCAAGGAGCAGAUGGAGCAGUACGGCCAGGAGCUGCGGACCAUGAUGGAGCAGAACGCCGAGGACGUCAGGGGCAGGGUCUCCGCCUACACCCGCAAGCUGAAGAAACGCCUCAGCAAGGACACGCAGGAGAUCAAAAAACAAGUUGCCGACUACCUUGAGGAGCUUCAGUCCCGCACCACAGACAACGUGGAGGACGUGAAGACACGUCUCAGCCCUUACUUUGCUCAGGUGCGCGACAACGCCCAGGCGAAGAUCACCACCAUCACAGACAUUCUGAGGUCGCAGAUGGAGAUGCUGCAGGAAAAAUUUGAGGACACAGUGGAGGACCUCAGGGAAAGAUUUGAGAAAACCACAGAAAAAGUGCAAUCCACCUUCAGUGAUAAGAUGGAGGCGAUGAGAGAAUUCAUUGUUAAUCGUUAUCAAAAUUUUCCCUACUAAUCCGUUGUCUGGGCUACCUGUACAUCCAACUUUCUGUAUCAAAACCACCUUGAAGGAUGCAUGAGUUAAACUCGGCUACUAAGCAAAGGCUUUGUUUUGUCCCAAAUGUCCACCACAGUUGAAAUGUGUCUCUGUCCCUGAAUAAAAACAAACUGCACAGGUGUGUAAA